AUGUCUUCCUCUACAAAAUUAAACUCCACACUGAAAACGCUUAUCGAUUCAAAACAAUACGAAGAAGCUUUAAAACAUUUCGAUCAACAACCAGGUCUACACACAGAUUUCAGUAUUGACAUGGCAAUAAAAGCUUGCACUAUGUUACAUGAUUACAAACGUGGCAUUAAUAUUCUACAAAAACUUUCAUCAAAUUCACUUAGUAAUCAUUAUAUUCAAAUAUCAUUAAUCCGCUUUUAUAUGGAAUGUCGCGAUGUCGAUAACGCAUAUCGCGCGUUCGCUUCAAUUACAAAUAAAUCUAAUUAUAGCUACACAGCUAUGUUCAAGGGUCUUCGAUCCAAUGGCAUGCCCGAGAAAAUAAUUGAUUUACUUGAAGAAAUGAAGAUUGAACCUAAUAAUUUUACUCUCACUCUUUCAUUUUACGCGUGUGCUCAAGUUGCCAACGCACGAGCCAUGAGAAUUGGACAAAAACUUAUUCAUAAAUUGCUUAACAAUAGUCGAAAUGAGGAUAUUGUAUUAAAUGCAGCAACAAAUAUGUUAAUAAAGUUUGGUGAUAUCGUAAACGCUGAACGAUUCUAUAAAUCAGUGAAGAAUAAAAAUAUUAUUAUGUAUUGUGCAAUAAUGAAGGGAUAUAUUGAAAAGAAAAUGUUUGAACAAGCAUUGGAUUUAUUCGAACACGUAAAUUUAGUAAAAAGUGAUGCUAUGUAUACAAUGGCUUUCAAUGUAUGUGGUAAACUUGGAAAUGAUCGAGCUAUCAAGAUUGGAAAUAAGCUUCUGGACGAAUUGUCAGACAAUCGUAAAAGUAGUACUGCUAAUUUGACUUCAGCAAUGCAUAUGUUAAUGAAAUUCGGUAAUAUUCAAAAUGCUGAACGUGUUUUUGAAUUAAUUCAAAAGAAAGAUGUGAUUGCAUAUGGAGCAAUGAUAAAAGGAUACGUUGACAAUGAAAUGUUCGAAAAAGCAUUGGAUUUAUUCGAACACAUGAAUUGUGACCUAGAUCAUGCUAUGUAUACCAUGGCUUUCAGUGCUUGUGCUAAGCUUGGAAAUGAUAGAGCUAUCAAGAUUGGGAAUAAGCUUUUUGAUGACUUACCCGACAACUGUAAAAGUAGUACUGCCACUUUAAAUUCAGCUCUUCAUAUGUUGAUGAAAUUCGGCAAUAUUCAAAAUGCUGAACGUGUUUUUAAAUUAAUUCCGCAAAAAAGUGUGAUUACAUAUGGAGCAAUGAUGAAAGGAUACGUUGAGAAUGAGAUGUUCGAAAAAGCAUUGGACUUAUUUGAAGAAAUGAGUUUAGUAAAAAAUGAUGCUCUGUAUACAACGGCUUUCAAUGUAUGUGCUAAGCUUGCAAAUGAUCGAGCUAUGAAGAUUGGAAAUAAGCUUCUUGAUGAACUGCCAGACAAUUGUAAAAACAAUACAGCUAUUUUAACUUCUGCAAUCCAUAUGUUGAUGAAAUUCGGUAAUACUCACAAUGCUGAACGUGUUUUUGAAUUAAUUCAAAAGAAAGAUGUGAUUACGUAUGGAGCAAUGCUAAAAGGAUACGUUGACAAUGACAUGUUCGAAAAGGCAUUGGAUUUAUUUGAACAGAUGAAUUUAGUAACAAAUGAUGCUAUUUGCACGAUUAUUUUCAAUGUAUGUGCUAAGCUUGCAAAUGAUCGAGCUAUGAAGAUUGGAAAUAAGCUUCUGGACGAAUUGUCAGACAAUCGUAAAAGUAAUACUGCUAAUUUGACAUCAGCUAUGCAUAUGUUGAUGAAAUUUGGUGAUAUACAAAAUGCUGAACGCGUCUUUAAAAUAAUUGAAAAGAAAGACUUGAUUACAUAUGGAGCAUUAAUGAAUGGAUACAAUAUGAAUGAUCAAUCAGAGAAGUGUUUCAAAGUUUUCGAAGAAAUGAAACAUCAUAAUAUUGUUCCAGAUGAGAGUACAUGGACCAUUCUUAUAGGUACAUAUUCACAGAUUGCUAUGAUUCGACAAUGUAAAUAUCUGGUUAAUCAAAUUCCACCGCAUAUCUUGAAUAAGCAACAAAUACAGAACGCUUUAAUUGACAUGUGGGGAAAAUGUGGUGCAGUGGAAGCAGCAAAACAAAUAUUUAAUACAGUUUCUGAACCUGACACAUUUACCUACAGUUCAAUGAUUAAUGCACUUGGACUUAAUGGAAUGGGCUGUGAAGCUUUAAAUGUUUAUAAACAAAUGCCACAUAAUCUGCGUAAUGAAAUUGCAGAAAUUUCUGUCUUAAAUGCUUGUUCUCAUUCUGGUCUUCUUCGUGAAGCGCAAGCUAUUUUCAAUGAAAUUUCUGUUAAAACAGAAAAAAUCACAGGAGCUAUGGUUGAUUGUUACAGUCGUAUGUUUCUAUUUGAUGAAGCAGAAAAAUUGAUAGAUGAUUAUGAAAAGACGAAAUCACCAAGUUUUGUCAUGUAUAUGUCGCUACUAUCUGGUGCAAGAAACAAUCGUGACACAAUAUUAUCCGAAAAAAUAUUUAAUCGAAUGUUAUCUUUAUUUCCGGAUGAAAAGGAUAAUCUUAUGUCAAGUGUAAUACUUGUCUCAAACACAUAUUCAUCUUUGGGUGAAGAUGAACAAGCACAUGACUUUAGAUCUCAUCAUCAGAAAAAAUUAGGAACCCGUGUAAAAGUUGGAUUAUCAUGGACUGAAGUAAAUGGUGAAGUAACGGGGUUCAGUGCUUAUGAUCGUUUUCAUCCAUCUUCAUUGAAAAUCCAGGCUGAACUUAGUCGUAUUGCAAAAGAAUUGAUUGAAAAUGGUCAUCAAUUCAAUUCGUCUUGUAUAACGCGUCGAUUAAAUGAAGGAGAAACAGUUGAAUCGGUUUUGAUGGGUCAUAGCGAAAAAAUAGCAAUUGCUUUCAAUUUCAUACAAGAGCCAAUUCCAGAAUUUAUUCAAAUUCGUAAAAAUCUUCGUGUGUGUUUCGAUUGUCAUGCAGCCACGAAACUUAUAGCGAAAAUUCGACAACGUGAUAUUAUUAUACGUGAUGCAAACCGUAUUCAUCAUUUUCAACGAAAUGGGCAAUGUUCAUGUCAAGAUCAUUUUUGA
This is a messenger RNA of Rotaria socialis, 3030 nucleotides long. NCBI's taxonomy places the organism in Eukaryota, Metazoa, Rotifera, Eurotatoria, Philodinida, Philodinidae. The record is from the annotation of a GenBank genome assembly.